Messenger RNA from Phycomyces blakesleeanus NRRL 1555(-), 1495 nucleotides. RefSeq lists its product as hypothetical. Gene Ontology annotation, biological process: monosaccharide transmembrane transport. The record is from RefSeq and is a predicted model, not a curated record. Lineage: Eukaryota; Fungi; Mucoromycota; Mucoromycetes; Mucorales; Phycomycetaceae. Gene Ontology annotation, molecular function: hexose transmembrane transporter activity. Gene Ontology annotation, cellular component: membrane. Bases 165 to 1433 code for a protein of 422 amino acids. The transcript has 2 exons.
AUAAUCCACAACUAACACCCUAUCUUUCCUUUGUCGUAUUCACCAUUACUCUUGGUGCCUUUCAAUAUGGUUAUCACAAUGGCGAGCUGAACACUCCUCAACAAGUCAUUUCAAAAUGUGAUUCUGAUGACAUAACCCUUCCUCGACUACCAAUCUGCAUACCGAUGCCCGACAGCCAAUACUCACUUGUAGUAGCAAUGCUCACUGCUGGUGGCCUAAUCGGUGCCCUUUCUGCCUCUUAUUUUAGUGACCGGUAUGGUCGCCGCCAGACACUAUUUGGCACGAAUGUUUUAUUGGGUCUGGGAUCCUUGAUGAUGUCCCUGGCUGUCACUCCUGGUAGUUUGAUGGUCGGUAGAUUUGUAGCUGGUCUUGGUAGUGGUGUAGUUACAGUGGUAGUUCCGGCCUAUAUUGCUGAAUGUGUGCCUAAAGCCAGCCGCGGGUUCUUUGGCACAUUAAAUCAACUUGCUAUCGUGCUUGGAAUUCUGGUAGCGCAGGCUGUCAGUAUGAUCUGGUCUACCCCUAGCACAUGGCGCUUUAUCUUGCUUGUCGGAUUUAUUUUGGCUGUACUUCAGUUCUGUCUCCUACCCUGGUGUGUAGAGUCUCCACGACUGUUGUUUUCCAAGCCUAAUGGAUGGAAUCGAGCAAAAGCCGCCCUUGUGCGUCUUCGUGGGGUGCCUGAUGAAACAAUUGAGGAAGAAAUCAAAACAUGGCGUAAGGAACAAGCACAAGAAGAGGAUUCUCUCGUUAGUCCAGCACAGCCUGUUACUGUGUAUCGUUUUAUUACUCUUGCUCGUUACCGCUACCCUCUAUUUCUUUUGCUAUUGAUUCAAUUAUCUCAACAGCUGUCUGGUAUCAAUGCAGUCAUUUUUUAUUCUACCUCUAUCAUGUCUACUGUUUUCCCAGAGUCAUCUGACAAAAUCACCCUCUUUAUUUCUGUCGUUAAUCUGGCUAUGACACUUGUAUCAGCCUAUCUUAUGGACCGUGCCGGACGCCGGACUCUGUUUCUGACCUCGUGUGGUCUUAUGUCUUCCAUGAGCCUUCUUUUAGGCUGGAGUAUCGAAACAGGCCAUGAAAUCACAUCUGCAUGCGCCAUCAUUGGCUUUGUGGCUGCCUUUGCUAUCGGCCUAGGUGCCAUUCCGUUUCUCAUGAUUCCAGAAAUUGUCGAGGCGCCAGCCGUUUCAAGCGCUGCUUCAGUUGCACUUUCAGUUAAUAUGAUCUCCAAUUUUGCUAUCUCGGCUGGGUUCCUUCAGUGGAGAAGCGUUCUGGGUGAAGGGCAGGUAUUUUAUCUGUUUGGUGGUAUCUUGAUUGUACUUGGCUUCAUAGCCUACUGUAUUUUGCCAGAGACUAAGGGUAGAAGCGCAGAGGAGGUUGUUAGAUCACACUGGUCUAUCUAUGCCCCCGCUUAUCAGCCCAUUAUUGGCCAUGAGGCCUAGCUUUCUCUUUCUUUUUUCUUUCUGUUUGAUGACAAUAAAAUAAUAAUAAUUAAAAUGGUACU